ACCUGGCCAGCGCUGUCCGGACCAUGUCCGCUAAGCUCCUGCCGGUUUUCUUCCUCCUCUCAGUGUUCCACGCUUGUUCUAGAAAGGUUGAAGAGGAUGAAUAUGAAGAUGGAACAACUAACCAAAAAUGGGUUUUAGCUCCAAAAACACAAGACACAGAUGUGACUCUCAUACUAAACAAGCUGUUGAGAGAGUAUGACAAAAAGCUGCGGCCAGAUAUUGGAAUAAAACCAACAGUUAUUGAUGUUGAUAUUUAUGUCAACAGCAUUGGUCCUGUAUCAUCAAUAAAUAUGGAAUAUCAAAUUGAUAUAUUUUUUGCCCAGACAUGGACAGACAGCCGUCUUCGCUUCAACAGCACCAUGAAAAUACUGACUCUGAACAGCAACAUGGUUGGCUUGAUCUGGAUCCCAGACACAAUAUUUCGUAACUCAAAGACAGCAGAGGCACACUGGAUCACCACCCCCAACCAGCUCCUCCGCAUAUGGAAUGAUGGCAAGAUCUUGUACACCCUCAGGCUUACCAUCAACGCAGAGUGCCAGCUGCAGCUACACAACUUCCCCAUGGAUGAACACUCAUGUCCUCUGAUAUUCUCCAGCUAUGGCUAUCCUAAAGAGGAAAUGAUUUACAGAUGGAGGAAAAAUUCAGUGGAGGCUGCUGAUCAGAAAUCUUGGAGACUCUAUCAGUUUGACUUUAUGGGUCUUAGAAAUACUUCAGAAAUUGUGAAAACCUCUGCAGGUGAUUAUGUAGUCAUGACCAUAUACUUCGACUUAAGUAGAAGAAUGGGAUACUUUACUAUACAAACAUACAUUCCCUGUAUAUUAACAGUUGUUCUUUCCUGGGUAUCCUUUUGGAUCAAAAAAGAUGCCACACCAGCAAGAACAGCAUUAGGCAUCACCACAGUAUUGACCAUGACAACUUUGAGUACCAUCGCAAGAAAGUCAUUGCCCCGUGUUUCCUACGUCACUGCCAUGGAUCUGUUUGUGACUGUAUGCUUUCUAUUUGUCUUUGCUGCUCUGAUGGAGUAUGCCACCCUCAACUACUACUCAAGUUGCAGGAAACCAAACUGUGCUAAGAAGAAGAAGUCGAAUUAUUCUGUACUUGAUAUGAGACCACCAACUACAGUCAUCACAUUGAACAAUACCAUGUAUUGGCAAGAUUUUGAAGAUGCAUGUGUGUAUGAAUGUCUGGAUGGGAAAGACUGUCAGAGCUUUUUCUGUUGUUAUGAAGAGUGUAAAUCAGGCUCAUGGAGGAGAGGACGGAUUCACAUAGACAUCUUAGAACUGGACUCUUACUCUAGGGUCUUUUUUCCUACAUCUUUCCUGCUCUUUAACCUGGUCUACUGGGUUGGAUACCUCUAUCUUUAA
Molecule: messenger RNA, 1364 nt
Organism: Pseudopodoces humilis (Tibetan ground-tit)
Lineage: Eukaryota; Metazoa; Chordata; Aves; Passeriformes; Paridae
Source: RefSeq, a predicted model, not a curated record